UUCCUUAAAUUCUCAAACGCAUUUCUGAAACUUUCCAGCUGCCUCCUGCACCAUGGAAACCGACUGAGCCUCCUUCCCUACUCGGCUCCAUCUCACUAGAGGGAUCCAGCAGGAAUCCAGCGGCCUCUUCCUCUGAGUUAUGCCGGCAGGAUCUGCUUUCUGGCCACCCUGAUGACAAUAGGAACCACUGGGACGCACAGGACCGCCGGGCAUCCAGGUGGCUUUGCCAGGGACGCUGGAAGAGGCCUGCUGGUCCCGGGGUCCCAGGCCCUGCACACACAGGGGCCCGCAGAGCAGGUGUUCAGCAUUACAGCCAUCAUCACACACCCAGACUACCAGCCGGUGACCCAUGCCAAUGACACCUGCCUGCUUCAGCUGCAUGGUUCUGCUGCCCUGGGCCUAGCCCUGGGACUACUAAGGCAGACUCUGGGGGGGCCCCUGCUGUGCAGAACCCUUGUUUCUUUCUCCGGUCUCUGUGGGAACCCUAGGGCCCCGGAUGUGUACACGCAGCUGUCUGCCUUCGUGUCUGACCACAGCCCCAUGGCACACAAGUGA
This is a messenger RNA of Fukomys damarensis (Damara mole-rat), 555 nucleotides long. RefSeq names its product serine protease 57 (gene Prss57). Gene Ontology annotation, biological process: proteolysis. NCBI's taxonomy places the organism in Eukaryota, Metazoa, Chordata, Mammalia, Rodentia, Bathyergidae. The record is from RefSeq and is a predicted model, not a curated record. Gene Ontology annotation, molecular function: serine-type endopeptidase activity.